Hirsutella rhossiliensis is the source of this 1386-nucleotide messenger RNA. Its product is annotated as aminotransferase class I and II domain-containing protein. The coding region runs from base 1 to 1386 and encodes 461 amino acids. Gene Ontology annotation, biological process: biosynthetic process. The record is from RefSeq and is a predicted model, not a curated record. The transcript is spliced from 2 exons. Gene Ontology annotation, molecular function: pyridoxal phosphate binding; L-2-aminoadipate:2-oxoglutarate transaminase activity. Lineage: Eukaryota; Fungi; Ascomycota; Sordariomycetes; Hypocreales; Ophiocordycipitaceae.
AUGCCGCGGCCAACCAAACUCAUCAACCUGAUGCGCGGCUGGCCGUCGCCCGGCGUGCUGCCCGCCAGCCUCCUGUCGGCGGCGUGCCAGCGGGCGCUCGCGCACCCGGCCGAGUCCACGCCGCUCCUCCAGUACGGGCCGGACGCGGGCCACGAGCCGCUGCGCGAGGGCCUGGCGCGGUGGCUGGCGCGGCACUACGGCGUCGAGCCGGACGCCCGGCGCAUCUGCGUCACGGGCGGCGCCAGCCAGAGCCUGGCCUGCGUGCUGCAGAGCUUCACGGACCCCGUCUACACGCGCGCUGUGUGGGUCGUCGAGCCCUGCUAUCACCUUGCCUGCGGCAUCUUCGACGAUGCCGGCUUUGCGGGCAGGCUGCGGGCGGUGCCGGGGGAUGACGAGGGCGUCGACGUGGAGGCGUUGCGCGCGGGGAUCGGGGAGGUGGACGAGAGUGCGGGUGCGUGUCCGCAGCCCGAGCCCCUCAAGAUGCCCGGCCCGGCACGGAAGCUCUACAGGCACGUCAUCUACUGCGUCCCGACAUGCUCCAACCCCACCGGCGUAUCCAUGUCUCUGCGCCGGCGCGAGGCCCUCGUGCGACUGGCCCGGGCGCACGACGCCCUCGUCGUGUGCGACGACGUCUACGACUUUCUGCAGUGGCCGCUCGAGGGAGACACCCGGCCCGAGCGGAGCCCCGAGAUGAGGCUGCCGCGCCUCUGCGACCUUGACCUGGGCAUGGGCCGAGCCGACAACGACCCGAUGGGCUUCGGCCACGCCGUCAGCAACGGCUCCUUUAGCAAAAUCGCCGGCCCCGGCAUGCGCACCGGCUGGGUCGAGGCGUCGCCGGCCUUUGUCACGGGGCUCUCCAGGACGGCCUCCACCCUGUCCGGCGGAGCCCCGAGCCAGUUCUGCGCCGGCGUCCUUGGCUACCUCGUCCAGGACGGCCGGCUCGAGAAGCACAUCGAGGACACGGUCCGGCCGUCUCUGCAGCGCAGGCACCGCAUCAUGAUGGACGCCGUCCACCGCCACCUCUCGCCGCUCGGCAUCCACGUGCGAGAAUCCAGCGUCGGCGGCAAGGACGUCUACGGGGGGUAUUUCAUCUGGCUGACGUCGCGCCCGGGGCAGCUGCCGGCAUCGCGACUGGUCGCCGACGCGGCCCUCGACGAGGCGAAUCUCGUCAUCGCCCCGGGUAAUAUUUUCGAGGUUCACGGGGACGAGCGCCGUGCCAGGUUCGACAGAGACAUUCGCCUCUGCUUUGCGUGGGAGGCCGAAGAUGACCUUGUCGAAGGCGUCCGCAGACUCGGCCAUCUCCUAGAGCGCAUGCAAAACAACAAGUCGUACUACGAGGAGCAGGCCGGUUCGCGGCAAGACUUCAAUGUCGAUGCCAACAAGUGA